Messenger RNA from Symsagittifera roscoffensis, 623 nucleotides. RefSeq lists its product as uncharacterized. NCBI's taxonomy places the organism in Eukaryota, Metazoa, Xenacoelomorpha, Acoela, Convolutidae. The transcript is spliced from 4 exons. The record is from RefSeq and is a predicted model, not a curated record. The coding region runs from base 69 to 623 and encodes 184 amino acids.
UAAAUAUUAUCAAUUUUAGAAAACAAUUAAAAUUCUGAGCGAAACUGUCACAUAUUUUUUUAAAAAUUAUGAGCCUUUUCUCCUUCUUUGCUUUAGUAUUAUUGAAAUGUGGCAUAACCUUUUCAAUCUUCGCAGAUUUGACGGACUGGAAAUCUAUGAUUUUUGUUCUCCCAAAUUUGCGAAUUGAAGGAGCUCACAGGUCCUGUGCUGAGUUGGGAUAUUUGUUCUGCUACAUUGGCUUUGUGGUUGACAGCAGGCAGAGUCCUCGCAUCCCCCACUCGUUUGACUAUGCCCAGUUCUACCAGCUGAUUCGACCAGUGCACAAAAAAAUCAACUGGAUCUCACUCUCACAAAGAAACGCAUUUGAGCGUGGCGGUUGUUGUCAUGACCAGACUGAAAUUUACCAGAAAUACGGGCAGAGAAAUGGCAUGACCCCUCUAGAAUACUCCUCCAAUGCCACCGACUUCAGAAGCCGCAGAAAGAAACUUAAUGUAGUGGAGGUUGGAGAAUUUAGUCUCAAAUUUGAAUUCUCAAGUAAUGCCUCAGUCAAAGAAAUCGAAUAUUCGGUUUCUGUACAAAACAGUCCCAUACUAAACAGUCCAAAACAGUCCGGAAAAGUAUGA